Messenger RNA from Bombina bombina (fire-bellied toad), 6155 nucleotides. Its product is annotated as ABC-type organic anion transporter ABCA8. Gene Ontology annotation, cellular component: intracellular membrane-bounded organelle; membrane. The transcript is spliced from 39 exons. The record is from RefSeq and is a predicted model, not a curated record. The coding region runs from base 192 to 5066 and encodes 1624 amino acids. Gene Ontology annotation, molecular function: ATP binding; lipid carrier activity; ATP hydrolysis activity. Gene Ontology annotation, biological process: transmembrane transport; lipid transport. NCBI's taxonomy places the organism in Eukaryota, Metazoa, Chordata, Amphibia, Anura, Bombinatoridae.
AGAUAGUAAAUCCUGGCUCCAGCACUGAGAGUGGGGAUAUUUUCAUCCAAGGAGGGAGCGUCACUAUUUCACAACUGCAUUUGAACAUGGGACAUAGAUGAGACACAUAUGGCUUGUUUUUUUUCUUAUCCAACACUGGAGUUGCUCAACUGUAAUUGAAUUGUUCCCUGAGAUCCACCAACAUUUUCAGGAUGACCUGGGGGAAUGUGAGGGAGACAAGCCUGUGUCAGCAGACUUUGGCCUUACUGUGGAAGAACGUGCUUCUCAAAUGGAGGAGAAAAUGGCACAGUAUUCUUGAAUGGCUGCAAGACUUAGCAUUUGUUUUGUUGAUGUUCAUCAUAUCAGCUAUAACAGCAUCUCCAUAUGUGAGCAAUACGGAUUAUGCUCCUGCAGUAGACUUUGGACGUCUGGAUGAGUAUACAAGGGUGAAUUUCACAGUUGGUUUUGUACCAUCUCCCGUGACAACAGAUAUAAUGCAGAAGGUGUCCAAAAGCAUCAUUAUACCAGAUGUAAUUAUUCAGGAAUUUCAAGAUGAAGAACAACUAACACAAGCUGUUUACAAUAGGUCUGUGGUUGGAGUAACGUUCGAGGAUAAAUUUAGCUACCAUAUCAGAUACCCUAAAUCCCAAAUAACAAGGCCAAAUGACUACCUGGAAUUCAUGGGUCGUUGUGAAGGAUCUUAUGGCUACUGUCAUCCAGGACAAUACUGGAAACAAGGAUUUCUAUCUCUGCAAGCAAGUAUUGAUUCUGCUAUAAUAGAACUAACCACCAAUCAUUUGGUAUGGGAAAACAUGGCUUCCAUUGUAGCAACCAAGAUGAACUUCUUCAGUAAUAUGUACAGACAAAACAUACAAACAGUUACAUUAAGUUUUGCCAUUGCUAUGUGUUAUGUCUCGAUGACGUACCUCUUGGCCAUUUAUGUCACAAGGGAGAGGAGUGAAACGAGAGAGAUCAUGAAGAUGAUGCGGGUGAAGGAUUUAGCAUUUUGGUUAUCCUGGGGCUUGCUGUAUUCUGGUUAUGUGUUGAUCUUGGCAAAUCUGAUGACUCUAGUAACAAAAUAUUUUAUGUUAUUGGAGAGCUCCUAUGGUGUAGUUAUGUUCCUGUUUUUCCUUUAUGGAAUAUCAUCAAUAUGUAUCACUUUUAUGCUGAGUGCCCUGUUCCGGAAUCCCAGAGUGACCGCAAUUGCUGGAUUUUUCAUAACUCUCUUCUUCUCUGCUCUGAGUCUCCUUCUUUUAUCGAGAGACCUUCCCAAAGCUUUUGAAGUAAUUCUGAGUAUUUUCCCACCUUUUGCCUUCUCAGUUGGAUUAAUACAGAGUGUUCACCUGGAGCUUGAUGGUCAAGGUGUCUAUUUCUCGGAUGUGAUGGGAGAUUCAUCUCAUUUAUUAAUCAGCUUCUUCAUGCUAAUUUUGGAUUCCAUUUUAUACAUGGCUCUGACACUUUAUUUCGACAAAAUCCUGCAAGAUAAAUAUGGAAUGAAAUACGAGCCUUUGUUCUUUCUGAGGUCUUCAUACUGGUCAAGAGAUAAAAUGAUCCCAACUAAAGCAGACACUGAUGGGAGUGGCGAAAUAGUGAUGCCAGAUUUUGUGGAAAAGGUCCCUACAGAAUUACGUGAAAGAAGAGCUAUAAGGAUCAAUAAUGUUAAGAAAAUAUACACUGGCAAAGAUAAGAAAGAUGAAGCUCUAAAAGGUCUUAAUCUGGAUAUCUAUGAGGGACAAAUAACAUGUGUACUUGGUCACAGUGGAGCUGGAAAAACUACAUUAUUAAAUAUACUUAGUGGGAUCUGCCCAGCCACCAGUGGAUCAGCUACUGUCUACAACUACAAUUUAUUAGAUAUGGAUCAUUUGGAUGAGAUAAAGAAAAGAGUUGGAUUUUGCCCACAGGCUGACAUCAAAUUCGAUCCAUUAACAGUGAUUGAAAAUUUAAAGGUUUUUGCUAAAAUUAAAGGAAUCCCAUCAAAUCAAGUAGAUAUGGAGGUACUAAAAAUCAUAUCUGACUUACAAAUAACUGACAUUCAACAUGUGGAAGCCAAUAAAUUAAGUGGUGGACAGCGGAGGAAGUUAACUCUCGGAAUUUCACUUAUAGGAAACCCACAGAUUCUCCUUCUUGAUGAGCCUACUGCUGGCAUGGACCCGUGUUCCCGACAAAACAUCUGGGCUAUCCUGAAAAGGCGUAAGGCAGAUGGAGUAACGCUUUUCAGCACUCAGUUCAUGGAUGAGGCUGACAUUCUUGCUGACCGUAAAGCAGUCAUCUCCAACGGGACAUUGAAAUGUGUUGGAACAUCCUUGUUUCUGAAAAGAAAAUGGGGCAUAGGAUAUCACUUAAGGAUGCGGGUGUCUCGAUCCUGUGACCAUGAGCACAUUACAUCUCUCAUAAAGCAGCACAUAUCCACCGCUAAGUUUACUGCACGGAAUGAAGAGGAGCUCACAUACACAUUACCCUUUGAAAACAUGGAUUCAUUUUCAGGUCUGUUUUCACAUCUGGACAAACAUGUAGGCCAGGACAUUCUCAGUUAUGGAGUCUCCAUGACAACCCUGGAUGAUGUUUUUCUAAAACUUGAAGGAGGAGCAGAAAUUGAACAAGGAGAUUAUGGGGUUUUUAGUCGAGAGCCUGGUGUGGAGGAAGAAAAAGAUAAUUUUCACGAAGAAAAGGAUGAAUCACUUCUACUGAUGUCAGAUUCUGGCAACGUAACAUUAAGCGGAUGCGCACUCUGGAGACAGCAGGUGUUGGCUAUAGCAAAAAUUCGCUUUCUGAAGUUAAAACAUGAUUCUAAAAGCUUCAGAUCUAUAUUGAUUUUGUUGGUUCUGUUCCUUAUUCCAAUUAUUAUUGUUGCUAUUAUACAAAGUCUUUCUAAAGUUCAUGCAUGGGAACUCACUCCAAAACUUUACUUUCAAAGCCCAAGUAAUCGGAUACACAAAUACUACACCAAUAUUUUGAUCAAUAACAACACAGGUUCAUCUAUUGAUGACUUUGUUGCUGCUCUGAAGCAACAGGAUAUGGUGGUGGAUGUUAUGGACGGCGAAUUUGACAACAGCACAACUGUGUACAGAGGUGCAAUAGAAGUUUCCCUAAAUGAAAAGGGCUACAAUUUCAAAAUUAUAGGAAAUCCCAAAGCUUUAAAUGCAUUGCCUGUUCUCAUAAACAUCAUUAGCAAUGCUUUUCUGAAGACCUUCAAAUCCCCUAAUCACAUUCGUGUUUGGAAUAAUGCGUUAAAUGAUGUAGAAGAAUGGGACGAUAACCGGUACGAAUAUUUUAUUCUGUGUAUUUUUCUAAUGGUCUUUGCUUCGGGUCUCCCACCUCAUUUUGCAAUGAGCAGCACUGAGGAUAACAGGAUCAAAGCUCGUUCCCAGUUGCGAAUUUCAGGUCUAUUUCCAUCUGCCUACUGGCUUGGACAAGCUUUGGUGGAUGUUGUUCUCUACUGGAUCUUGAUUUUUUUGAUGAUCACUAUAUUGUUUGUUUUUAAUCACAGAAUCCAAAUGCAAGCUGUGCUGGUCUUCCAAAUGAUUUUCUGUAUUCUUGUUUAUGGUGUUGCAAUGGUCCUAUACAUUUAUAUCAUCGCUUUUAUUUUUGGGAGAGGAAAAAGCCAUAACGAUGGAUGGUCAUUUUUCUUGGUGAUUACCGCCAUCAUUCCCAUGCUUGUGGCUGACUUUCUAUUUGGUCCAUUCUUUGAAGUAACCCUUCCCUUAAUGAUGCUUUUCCCUGCCAGUACUCUCACCCAGUUCCUGUUCCAUAUAAUCCACAUUCUUGUUUUUAACUUUGCAAUCGACGAGAGUAUCCUGUUUUCUACUACUUUGGUGUCAUCACUUCCAUUGAUACAUAUUUUGCUGUGUAUUGGAAUACUUUGGUUCCUGGAAUGGAAGUUUGGAAGGAGGAGUUUGAAAAGAGAUCCAAUUUUCAGGAUAUCAAAGAGACAAAUAAAAAUCAAAGAAAAUCCAGAAACUUUGGAUGACGCAGAUGAUGAUGUUUUAGCUGAAAAAGAAAUGGUUAAAAACUAUGAAACUCUUACAGCAGAGGAGAAACCAGUAAUCGUUGUUGAUAGUCUGCGUAAAGAAUACAACAUGAAGAAAGGGAGUUCCAUUUUCAAGAAAAAAAUUAAAAAGGCAGCUGCCAAAAAUAUUUCCUUUUGUGUCAAGAAAGGGGAGGUACUUGGUUUGCUGGGGCCAAAUGGAGCAGGGAAAACAACAUCCAUAUAUAUGUUGACUGGAGAAGUGGAACCAACUGCAGGGAAGGUUGUACUUUGUGAGAGUGGCUUGAAUGGGUCUCAGAGCACAGAAGAGUCCACUGGGUUCCUAGGCUACUGCCCACAAGACAGUCCUUUGUGGCCCAAUCUGACUGUGAAAGAACAUCUAGAGAUCUAUGCUGCUGUGAAGGGAAUGAAGAAAGAGGAUGCUGACAUAGCCAUUAAACGAGUUGGUGAAGCUUUGGAGCUGAAAGAUCAUCUUCACAAACCAACUAGAAAACUGUCUGCAGGCGUAUCUAGAAAGGUAUGUUUUGCCAUCAGCAUGCUUGGUAACCCAACUAUAGUGCUUCUGGAUGAACCCUCCACAGGAUUAGAUCCUAAAGGUCAGCAACGGCUUUGGAGAGCAAUUAGAGCGGCUUUCAAAAACAAGGAGAGAGGAGCAAUUUUGACAACUCACUACAUGGAGGAAGCCGAAGCUGUGUGUGAUCGUGUGGCUAUCAUGAUAUCUGGAAAACUCAGAUGUAUAGGGUCCAUUCAGCAACUCAAAAGUAAAUUUGGCAAAGGAUACCUACUGGAGAUCAAAGUAAAGGAUUCCCAUCCAUUGGAGGAGAUUCACAACAAAAUUAUUCGGCUUUUCCCAAAAGCAAUGAGACAAGACAGAUUCUCUUCUUUGCUGGUCUACAAGAUACCGAUGGAUAACGUACAAUCCUUGUCACACGCUUUUUCAGUUUUGGAAGAAGCUAAACGGAUUUAUAACAUUGAGGAGUAUAACUUCUCACAGCCAACACUAGAACAGGUGUUUAUUGACUUGGCCAAAGAGCAAGAAAAGGAUGACUUUGAAUUUGACUUUACAUUUCAAUGGAAACAUCUGAGGACAGAAAGCAUCUAAUGUUUUAGUGAGAACAAAACCAACAGAACAUGAAAAAAGUCUCCGGUUACAUAUCUGGUUAAAUUCCGUACAACUACCCAUAUAAGGAUAUCCAUCUUCGUAUGAAAACUGAUGCAUUAAGACAUUUCUGCCAAAGGCGUUUAUUAUAAAAUAUAAAUAUCUAGGUAUAACCUUUUACAAUCUUAGUUCAUUCUGUGUACAUUUUAAGAAAUGCAAUGGAGAUUUAAGAAAAUGUAAUAAACAUGUUUUAAAUAAACACGACGCAACAACUAGCAAGCAGAUCAUGCAAAACAAAUUUGACAUUUUACUGAAGUAAAACACCCACAACAACUCCAAUAAUUUACAUAAUUCUAGUGUACAAGUUACCUUUUGUAGAAAUGCAUCCAAGAGACUGAUAAAUAAUUCCAUUUGUUAAAGUAAUUUUCUUUUUCUAUAUCAUUGUCAUUAGAUAUAAACUUUUAGAGAUAUAUGAACCUCAAGCUAUGGUGUUAUUAGAUUAUAUACUUCUUAUCUCCACUAGAGGCACUAUUAUUUUUCCUUUACACAAAAAUAAAUAAAACAGUGAUUUAUUUAGUCUUGUAAACUUAAUAUUUACUUCUGAAUUCAAAGAAUUGUAGGUGUAAUACUAAAGUAGAAUGCUGCAAAAUGAACUACCUAAAUAACUAAUCAAUAGUUUUUCAUAUAUUCUGGUGUGAUUAAAUGUGUUAUACUAAAUAAUAUAAAAAUUAUUCUACAUUCAUUUAAAAAUGGUAUGUGUCUAUCCUACCCCAUCGACCUACUAAUCUCUGUUGCCUAUCUUUUUUAUGCUGUCUAGGUAACCUCAGUUACAAAGGGCUGGGUCUAUAAUUCAUUGGCCAGUAAUACAUUUAUUAACUUGUAUGUUAUGUAUUCGUAUAUAAACUUGACAAUACACAUGUAUUUCAUAAUAGAUUAAUGGGCAUACAAUAUAUGAUUUUAGGAUGAAAUGAUAAAAUGAAAAAUAUAUUUUACUAUAUUAUACAAAAUAUUUUUUUAAUAGAAUGCAAUAUAUAUAUAAAACUGAAAUUAUAUUGUUACACAUACUUAACAAAUAAAUACAUGUUUUUGUAA